AUGACCCUGGUGGGUGCUGACUACCGCUCAAUACUGAACGCAACAUAUACGACUAUGACCGCUUCAACUACUACCGCCGUCGAGAAGUUACAACUCGCAAACCAACUACGUGCACAAUGUUAUGAAGCACUCAAACAGUCAGGACGAUUCGAGGAAUUCGUCGAGCGCCUCAACUACUGCAAUGCUCAGAACUACUUAAACCUAUCUGCGUUAGACACUGCCAACAUUAUCGCACUUGUGUCAAAAGCUGGCAUUGUUAGAGGACUGCAACUAUGGCAGAAUGGGGCUAUGCCCUCGAUUGGACCUGGACGCGGCCGAGGUCGAGGCAGAGGCCGAGGCCGUGGAUCAUUCAGAGGCCGUGGCGCACAACAACCACUACUAGCUAAGAUUGACCUAUCUAAGGCAUUUCAUACUAUACCACUAACCACGGACCAGAUCGGUACCUACGCAUUCGAACACCGCGGCAAGUAUUACGCCUAUAACUGCAUGCCCAUGGGAGCAACCAACGCACCAAAACAUUUUCAUGCUACCAUGGGAACUAUACUAAAGGAUAUACCGUUUGCUGAACACUUGAGAUUCUAUCAAGACGACAUUUUCAUCGCUGCCGACAACCACCGAGAGUUAAACUACAGAUACAAACAUACCAAACAACACCUAACGACUUAUGGCUUCAAGGUCAACCCAAAGAAAAGCCAAAUACACUGUACCAAUAUACUCGGUUACGAACUACUCAACCACUCGCUGACAAUACCAACAAAGAAAUGGCAGACCAUACAACACUUGAUAGAUACCAACAUGCAUACCAACAUUAGUCCCGGCAGUGGAUUCUUCAAUGAAACGGCAUUCUGA
Gregarina niphandrodes is the source of this 849-nucleotide messenger RNA. RefSeq names its product RNA-directed DNA polymerase. The record is from RefSeq and is a predicted model, not a curated record. The coding region runs from base 1 to 849 and encodes 282 amino acids. The transcript has 2 exons. Lineage: Eukaryota; Apicomplexa; Conoidasida; Eugregarinorida; Gregarinidae.